Molecule: messenger RNA, 4948 nt
Organism: Acipenser ruthenus (sterlet)
Lineage: Eukaryota; Metazoa; Chordata; Actinopteri; Acipenseriformes; Acipenseridae
Product: potassium voltage-gated channel subfamily A member 5-like
Exons: 1
Coding region: 194-1888 (564 amino acids)
Biological process (GO): potassium ion transmembrane transport; protein homooligomerization
Cellular component (GO): voltage-gated potassium channel complex; membrane
Molecular function (GO): protein binding; delayed rectifier potassium channel activity
Source: RefSeq, a predicted model, not a curated record
GUCUUAUUUAUUUAUUUAUUUAUUUAAUUAUUUUAAAAUGAUUGUUAUUAGCAUUUUGGUGGGAGUUCUGGAUUAUUUCCAGUUUAAUCCGGUGCUGAUCUCUUUAUCUGAAGAAAGCGCGUGUGCAGUAGAGGGAAAGUGCUGAUCUAACUGCGCAGUUGUGUGUUUCUGAUGAAAAGGUAAUGGAUUCAGAAUGGAGAUAGUGUUGGUAACUUUGGAAAACCGUGAUACUACUGCCAUUGUGAGCGGAGGCAAUGCCAGUGGAGGGUGCGCGAGCUUUCUGAAUCUCCCCCAAGCACCUUUUCCACAGUCUCGGCUGAACGAGGUAUACGGCAAAGAGAUGAACUCUUGCAACAGCAUGCAACAGGACUCUUGGAAAGUGAACGACAUAAAUAAUUCUUGCAGCAGCAGCGAGAAUGCCAUGGAUGCUCUGCUGAGGGCUGAUCACAGCCCUCAUCUUUUAGAUGAAGACAUCUUGGAUAUGGACGGUGAGAACAGCGAACGGGUAUUAAUUAACAUUGCUGGACUCAGGUUCGAAACUCAACUGGGAACCCUGAACCAGUUCCCAGACACUUUGCUCGGGGACCCCCAUAAAAGGAUAAAGUACUUUGACCCCCUCAGAAACGAGUACUUUUUCGACCGGAAUCGGCCCAGUUUUGAUGGUAUACUUUAUUUUUAUCAAUCAGGUGGGAAAAUAAGGAGACCUGUGAACGUCUCCAUAGAUAUAUUUGCGGAUGAGAUCCGUUUUUACGAGUUGGGGGAACAAGCAAUGGAGAAGUUCAGGGAGGACGAGGGAUUUAUUAAGGAGGAAGAGAGACCUAUGCCUAAAAAUGACUUCCAGAAACAGGUAUGGCUCAUCUUCGAGUACCCGGAGAGCUCCAAUCCAGCACGGGGGAUCGCCAUUGUAUCUGUUCUGGUGAUCGUCAUAUCCAUUAUAACCUUUUGUUUGGAAACGCUGCCAGAGUUUCGAGAUGAGAGAGAGCUACCACUGUCUGUCAGUGGAGCUAAUAGUACCCAGGCUCUGCCACCGAGUAGCACGUCAGACCCUUUCUUUAUAGUAGAGACUACCUGUGUGAUUUGGUUCACGUUUGAGCUUACUGUAAGGUUUUUUGCCUGUCCCAGUAAAUCGGCGUUUUCCAAAAACAUGAUGAACAUAAUAGAUAUUAUGGCUAUCAUCCCCUAUUUUAUCACCCUGGGCACAGAACUAGCAGAGCAACAAGGCAACAACGGGCAACAGGCGUUGUCACUGUCGAUCCUAAGAGUAAUUCGUCUGGUCAGAGUGUUUAGGAUCUUUAAGCUAUCAAGACACUCCAAAGGGCUACAGAUUCUGGGUCAGACACUGAAAGCCAGUAUGAGGGAGCUUGGCCUUUUAAUCUUUUUUCUGUUUAUCGGUGUCAUUCUGUUCUCCAGCGCUGUUUACUUUGCAGAGGCAGAUGAGCCCGAGUCUCAUUUCUCCAGCAUCCCUGAUGCGUUCUGGUGGGCUGUGGUAACCAUGACGACCGUAGGCUAUGGAGAUAUGCGACCCAUUACUGUCGGAGGGAAAAUUGUAGGCUCUCUGUGUGCUAUUGCCGGCGUGUUGACCAUUGCAUUGCCAGUACCUGUCAUUGUGUCCAACUUCAAUUACUUCUAUCACAGAGAGACUGACCAGGAAGAGCACGCUUCUCUUAAGGAAGAGCCAAACAGUGGCCAGGAAAGCCCUUGUAGUGACUUGAAGAGGAGCCGCAGCAACGCAUCUCUUAACAAGUCUACAGCGCAACUCGAAAUCAGUGAUGGGGUCAACAAUGGACGGUCAAUGGAAAAAGCAAGCCUCAAAGCAAAUAGCAACAUGGACCUUAAAAGGUCUCUUUAUGCGCUUUGCUUAGACACAAGUAGAACCACAGACCUGUAAAUCAAAGUGCGUGUUGGGUUAGGUACAGUAGAUAUCAAUACUAAUAUAGACAGUGUUUGCUGUUGAGAGCUUUCUUUUGUAUAUCGAAAAAGCCCAUAUAAACUGCAUAUAGGCCCAUGCAUAUAUAUUUUUGAUAGUAUUUCCGCAGAGAUCGAUCAACACAUUUAUGCCCAUAAAUGUCGUGUGUAGACUUUUUAACAUAAACUAGGCCUACUUAAAGAUUUGUAAUGUAUUACGUUUACAGUACAGAUAACCGAAAGUAAGUAUUCAAUACUGUUACUAUACUGUUUUUGUGAUGUUGAGUACAGUAGUAGAUGUCGCUCUUUAAACACAAACGUAUGUGGUGGUAUUUAAAAAACAAAACAAAACAAAAAAAACAGUAUUCUGAAAUUAACAUUAUAUUUUGUAAACAGAUGAAAAAAAAAACAAGUUAAGACAACAUUUUAGAUACCCAUGGUUUGAUUUUGAAAGAAACACAGAUUCAUUUUUUUCAUUCUUUUUAAACAAAUCCAAACUAUAAACCGGGCCAGGAAUACAUAGCACGCAUAUCAAAAAAGGCUAUAAUUUUGAACAAGGAACAAUAUAUUUAUGUAUUAUUAUUAUUAUUAUUAUUAUUAUUAUUAUUAUUAUUAUUAUUAUUAUUAUUAUUAUUAUUAUUAUGUUUAAUGUGUGGAAUUUGGUGCUGUCAGGGGAACAUCAAUUGUUUCUUAAUCCUUUCUUUAUAUUUGAUAUAAGUUUCAGAAUAUUAGGAACACAAAUACCUGUCUUUCUGUGUGUGUGUGUGUGUGUGUGUGUGUGUGUGUGUGUGUGUGUGAAUAUCUCGUUAUAUGAGAACUACCGCAUGCGGGUCCAAAAGCCCAGUGUUGCUAUUCUCUUUUGACAUCCAACUACUUCAUAUCCAAAGAAGCCGCUACUUGCAGCUGCAGAGUUUCUACAGCUUUCUCUAUAUUUAACAAUGCACUCAUGAACGUUGUGUUUAUUUUAAAGGGUUUUCGAGAAGAACCAUAACAGAUCGUGUCGUUUUUAUGUUGCAGUAUUUUUUUUAAUACUGUAUCGAUCUGUGGCAGAAAAGUGUAACACGUGUUUCAGGAACAUUCAAAACUCUAAUGGAUUUUUUGUUUGUGUUUGCAAACCGAUAUUCUGAACAAUGUAAAGAAACGCAUCAUGCAACAGUUGACCUUGCAAAAACACCCCGCAGCAGAUCCGUAUAUGUUUGAAAUACAAAUUACUUUUCUGUCAGAUUCACCGGGUCUGAGUUGUAUCCUUUUAAUUGCAAUGACAUAAGAACGUGCUAAGAAAGUUAUCAGUAACAUCUCCCAGCGUUUUCAAUGAGAAAUCUAUUGACAAUUGACUGCGUUAAAGAACAGAGGGAAUCUGCCAUCAUUUACCGAAGAUAGCCAACGAAAACAUUUGCAGACCAGGAGGUCAGUUGAUGGAGUAAAAUAAGGAAGCAAAACCCACGAGAAGAGCCCCGGUGCCUGCUGGCAAAGAAGAAAGGUUAGUGUCUAUAUAAGUACCUAACUGUGUUUUUAUUUACCAGCAUUUACAGUGCAUAAGAGUUAAUUGUACCGUAAAUUAAAGUGUUCACAACAUAAAACGGCCUAUAUAGGUAUACCGAUUAAACUCAUAUUUAUCAAAUAAAACACAAACCCAGAACGGUCUAACAUUUUGGGGAAAGGGAUAGAGUGACCAGGGAGUUCCUAAAACCGUACAAUUUCUAAAACUGAGCUACUGAAAAAUUAGUAAUGACAAUUGAAACAUAAAAGAGGAAUAUAUGGGUUAAAAUGAGUCAGUAUUUUGCGUGUACAUUAUAAAUAUGUCGCACGUAUAAACACAACACUGUUACAAUUUGACUGUAUUUGCUUCGACCAAAUAGUUCAGAAUACUAUUGUCGUCUGUUAAAUGCUAUUAAUAGCCUUGCAUGGGAUGCUUUGCCUCUUAUCUCAGAGGGGACAUAUUGUGAAGCUCAAUAUGUAGAGACUACCUGUGUGAUUUGGAGCGUAUAUAGCUCCAAAGCAAUGCAUGUAUUGGACAUAUACUGCAAGCAGUUGCCAAAAGAGAAAUGGUUAUUAUGUUGUUGCAGACCUUGAGUUUAUCCCCGUUCCUUGACCACCCUCUCCCUGUACCACCUGGUCUCACAGCAAAAACGUUAUCAUGCUAACGUUCUCACUAGGCUCUGAAACAUUACCUACAUGACUAUUUCAGCGAUUUUGCCGAUCAACCACAAUGCUUUGCAGGUGAAAUUGUUAUGUUUUCAAAACGUAUAUUCCAAUUGUUGGAUUUGUACCUUGAUGUUAUAAAAACGUAUAUUCCAAUUGUUGGAUUUGUACCGAUUAUUUAUUUGUGAUUUAUAACGACCAAUUUGUUUGCUUUUGAACCAAUUAAAUUGUUGCAAAAAUACUAUUCUUUAGUCCAUUCAGUUGAAUUCCGUAGAUGGUCUUGUUGUACCAGUGCUGAAAUAUACACUGCCUUUUUUCUUUAUAUAUGUACACAAAACCACGCUUAAUAUAAUUGUAGGAGUGUCAGUACUGUCCUUGCAUCCAGAGCGCGUCUGUCGAUGAAAAUAAAAAUACGUCUAAAAACAAAACAGUAUUCGGUUCAACAGACAGUCAGUAGCUUAAAUACAUUUAACAUAAGUACUCCAUGUUUAUCUGUGUAGUUACAAAUUUGAAUAUGUCGACCCUGUUUGCUCUGUGGCUCUCAGCCAUAGGCAGGGGUGGGACGUUGAAAAUAAUAGGGGCAGCAGUGUGGAGUAGUGGUUCGGGCUCUGGACUCUUGACCGGAGGGUCGUGGGUUCAAUCCCAGGUGGGGGACACUGCUGUUGUACCCUUGAGCAAGGUACUUUACCUAGAUUGCUCCAGUAAAAACCCAACUGUAUAAAUGGGUAAUUGUAUGUAAAAAUAAUGUGAUAUCUGUAUAAUGUGAAAUAAUGUAUAAUGUGAUAUCUUGUAACAAUUGUAAGUCGCCCUGGAUAAGGGCGUCCGUCUGCUAAGAAAUAAAUAAUACAAUACAGUAAUACAAAUGUGUGGGAUCGAGUCAUAGAAGCAAAGGUGUAUUUUA